UCCUCACUUGCGGAAAAGUUUGCGCCGCGGCAAUUGCGCAACCGUUUGGCUUGAAGAUUCGUGACCACAGCUGCUUUAGCAGGGAGCGGAGGGUGGAAUUUACCUUUAGGGGAAGUUUGGAUUUCGGGAAGAAAGGCUAACCUCGGCCUCUCCCAACCCUGCAGGCCAGCGGAGAAGGGAGCUUGGCUGUAUCGGGGAAAUGGCGCCGGCCGUGGACUGAAGGGCCGCUGUAGCAAGUUGCGGACAGUCCCUGGUUAAUUAUUGUUAUCUGCAAGUAGCGAUCACGGGCAGCAAACUGCCCGACGCCGGUGUAUCUGCGCUGCAAAAUCAUAUCCCCUUAAUGUCAGUCAUCCUGACUGGCUUCAAACGAAAUUUUUGGUUGCUGUGCUAAAGUUCGAAGAUCUCGACCCAGGGCAGAGAAAGAGGAACGGAGCGGAGAAGCCUCGGCUCGCUGCAUCCGCUUUGCACACAUCUCUUCCUGCCAGCCCACCGCCUCUCCCCCAGCCCUUUCUCUGCAAUGGAGACCCGAACAAGGGCGGUUGCGUGCGACACUGCCAAGGGGACCGGGGCCCUUUACCGGGCUCUUCUCGCCAGUGCAACCAGCUGCCCCUCUCCUGUGCCUUUAAAGUUCGUAGGGGUGCAUUUCUAGCGCGAGAGAAGAAACAAGCAAAAUCAAGAGGAAAGGGGCAACUGUAGAUGGAGAGGAAUCAAAAGUGGGAUGGGGAACGAGCCCCGAGUGCCUUUGUCUCAAACGGUGAACGCCGCUUCCUACCUGACGCCAUGCCGACCCGGGAAGGGGCUCCGCUUCUGCCGAGCGAGCGAAACGUUCUAACCGGCUGUCCAGGUGCUGGUGAGUCAGGCAAGAGCACAAUUGUCAAACAGAUGAAAAUUAUUCAUCAAGAUGGUUACUCAAAAGAAGAAUGUCUGGAGUUCAUAUCUGUCAUAUAUGGCAACAUACUACAGUCCAUCCUGGCCAUCAUCAGAGCCAUGAUCACUUUGGGGAUAGAUUAUGGUGAUUCCAGUCGAGCGGAUGAUGGACGACUGCUGUUCAACUUGGCUGACUCCAUUGAAGAAGGAACCAUGCCUCCAGAGCUAGUGGAAUGUAUAAAGAGACUCUGGAAAGAUUCAGGUGUUCAGGUCUGCUUUGACCGAGCAGCUGAGUACCAGCUCAACGACUCUGCUUCAUACUACUUGAAUGAACUGGACAGGAUCACAGCUGCCAAUUACCUCCCCACUGAACAAGAUGUACUGCGAUCACGAGUUAAGACCACAGGUAUCAUAGAGACAAAAUUCUCCGUCAAAGAUCUCAACUUCAGGAUGUUUGAUGUGGGUGGGCAGAGAUCAGAGCGCAAGAAAUGGAUCCACUGCUUUGAAGGGGUGACCUGCAUCAUUUUCUGUGGGGCUCUCAGUGCUUAUGACAUGGUGUUGGUAGAAGACGAUGAAGUGAACCGCAUGCAUGAAUCUCUGCAUCUAUUCAACAGCAUAUGCAAUCACAAGUUCUUUGCUGCCACCUCUAUUAUUCUCUUCCUGAACAAGAAGGACCUCUUUGAGCAAAAGAUCAAGAAAGUACACCUCAAGAUUUGUUUCCCAGACUAUGACGGUCCCAAUACAUAUGAUGAUGCAGGAAACUACAUCAAGCAUCAGUUCCUUGACCUGAACAUGAGAAAAGAUGUGAAAGAAAUCUACAGUCAUAUGACCUGUGCCACAGACACACAGAACGUCAAAUUUGUAUUUGAUGCAGUGACGGAUGUCAUCAUCAAAGAGAAUCUCAAGGACUGUGGUCUCUUCUAAGACUUCAGCUUUUUAAACAGGAAAAACUUCCAGUUAGCUUCACUGUUCUGCUAAGCAGAGCCAACGGAGUAAACAAGUCACUAAAAACAGAAAGAGUCCAUACUUUUCUACAACCCAUCCAUGACACAAAUGGCAUAGCACCAACAAGGUAUGAAGAAACAAAGCUAAAAACUUCCCAUAUCCUAACUGUAUUCUUUGGUAGCAGUCUGUAAGCCCUCAAACCACUAUUUGCAAGACAGACAACACAAUCUUGUCUGCAAACAAAGAAUCAAGCACGUGACACUGGACCUUCCUGUGCUUAUGCAACCACAUCAAAAAAAGUAUGUCUGUGGGAAUGACAGAACCAAUGCUUUUGUGGAUUCUUUGAUAGAACUAUUCAGUUCCUAAUCUAUAAACGGUCUGAACAAAGGUUCUGCUGAGUGUGAUCAUAAAGGGUUGAAAAAUUCAAGUCAAACAUAAUUUCAAUAAUAAUAAAUAACAUUCGAUUUAUAUACCGCCCUUCAGGAUGACUUAACAUCCACUCAGAGCGGUUUACAAAGUAUGUCAUUAUUAUCCCCACAAUAAUGAUAUAGCAUGAACCUACUAGUUUAUAAAUAAGCCCUGAAGAUUAGAAGGUGUUUUUCAAACUUGCACUGAAUAUGUUAUUUGCAGUUCUCUGAAACUGGUGCAAUUUGUCUCCACAGCCUUAAGUAAAUAGUUUGUUUGCUUUAGUCUCCAACUCUACCCACACACAUUAGAGGAUUCUGUGACCCCAGUGAUUUACUUUCUCCACAACCACUCAACCCAGAGAGCUCAGCAGUACUGAUCCCAGCUCAAUGCUUUACCUGUUUGCUGUGGAGACUAUUGCUCCACUCGCCUCACUAACCCGAUUCAAGAGUUCACAGCAAUAUGCAAAAGAAAACCAUGGACAUAGGGUUAGAGAACAUCUCCACGCACAUAGGAAAUAGAGAAAAAUGAUAUGUGGAAGUGGUUAUGUCAGGAUUCUCACUCUGCUAUUUAGGGCUGUAUUUGUUCUUGACCAUUUGUAAAUACAUCUGAUGUUACUGUAGACAAGAUUCUCUUUGUAUCAAUAUUACUGCAGAGAAUCACUUAUACAGCUUCAACUAACUGUAGAAAAUCCAAAAAUAAAGAAAUGCACAUAAAAAGCAUGGCGACGGUGUUGUGUUUUGAAAAAUAACUUAACAUUUUUCAAGUUUCAUUUUAGCUUUCAAGAGUCACUUGAUAUACACUGAAAGAAGACAUAAGGUACAUCCUACAAAGGCCU
Molecule: messenger RNA, 3055 nt
Organism: Eublepharis macularius
Lineage: Eukaryota; Metazoa; Chordata; Lepidosauria; Squamata; Eublepharidae
Gene: GNAT2
Product: G protein subunit alpha transducin 2
Exons: 9
Coding region: 697-1791 (364 amino acids)
Biological process (GO): adenylate cyclase-modulating G protein-coupled receptor signaling pathway; detection of chemical stimulus involved in sensory perception of bitter taste
Cellular component (GO): photoreceptor outer segment; photoreceptor inner segment; heterotrimeric G-protein complex
Molecular function (GO): GTPase activity; GTP binding; G-protein beta/gamma-subunit complex binding
Source: RefSeq, a predicted model, not a curated record